AUGGAGGAACUAGUGGCCCUGCGGGACGGCUCCUCCAGGAAGCCAGUGACUCUGCAAGAGCUCUGGGGUCCGUGUCCGCGCGUCCGCAGAAGCAUCCAGGGGGGCCUGGAGUGGCUGAAAGGGCGGUUGUUCCGUGUGGGCGAGGACUGGUACUUCCUGAUGGCUCUCGGGGUGCUCAUGGCUCUGAUCAGCUAUGCCAUGAACUUCGUUAUCGGGCGUGUGGUCAGAGCGCACAAGUGGCUGUACAGGGAGAUUGGUGACAGCCACCUGCUCCGGUAUCUCUCCUGGACUGUGUACCCCGUGGCCCUUCUGUCCUUCUCCUCUGGCUUCUCACAGAGUAUCACGCCAUCCUCUGGAGGCUCCGGGAUCCCAGAGGUGAAGACCAUCUUGUCUGGUGUGGUCCUGGAGGAUUAUCUAGACAUCAAGAACUUCGGGGCCAAGGUGGCGGGCCUCUCCUGCACCCUGGCAACGGGCAGUACCAUCUUCCUGGGAAAAGUGGGUCCCUUCGUGCACCUGAGUGUGAUGAUUGCUGCCUUCCUGGGCCGUGUGCGCACCAAGACCAUCGGGGAAUCUAAGAACAAGACUAAGGAAAUGGAAAUGCUGGCCGCCGGAGCAGCAGUGGGCGUGGCCACGGUCUUCGCAGCCCCGGUCAGCGGUGUCCUGUUCAGCAUCGAGGUCAUGUCCUCUCACUUCUCUGUCUGGGAUUACUGGAGGGGCUUCUUCGCUGCCACCUGUGGGGCCUUCAUGUUCCGUCUCCUGGCGGUCUUCAACAAUGAGCAGGAGACCAUCACCUCCAUCUACAAGACCAGCUUUCCAGUGGACAUACCCUUUGACUUACCAGAGAUCUUCUUUUUUGUCGCCCUGGGGGCCAUCUGCGGUGUCCUGGGCUGCGUGUACAACUACUGCCAGAGAACUUUCCUAUUUUUUCUCAAGGCCAAUGGGGUCACCUCCAAACUGCUGGCCACCAGCAAACCGUUGUACUCAGCUCUGGCCGCCCUGGUCCUGGCUUCUAUCACCUAUCCCCCUAGUGCGGGCCGCUUCAUGGCUUCCCGGCUGUCCAUGUCAGAGCACUUGGAGACUCUGUUUGACAACAACUCCUGGGCACUGAUGACCAAGAACGCGUCCCCUCCCUGGCCAGCAGAGCCUGACCCCCGGAACCUGUGGUGGGAAUGGUGUCACCCACAGGUGACUGUCUUUGGGACGCUAAUCUUCUUCCUGGUCAUGAAGUUCUGGAUGCUGAUUCUUGCGACCACCAUCCCCAUCCCAGCUGGCUACUUCAUGCCCAUAUUUAUCUAUGGAGCUGCUGUCGGGCGCCUCUUGGGGGAAGCUCUAUCUGUCGCCUUCCCAGAGGGCAUCGUGGCUGGAGGAGAGGUCAAUCCCAUCAUGCCUGGGGCCUACGCUCUGGCAGGUGCUGCGGCCUUCUCGGGGGCGGUGACCCACACCAUCUCCACGGCGCUGCUUGCCUUCGAGCUGACUGGCCAGAUUGUUCACGCGCUGCCCGUGCUGAUGGCAGUGCUGGCGGCCAAUGCCAUCUCUCAGAGCUUCCAGCCCUCUUUCUACGAUGGCACCAUCAUUGUCAAGAAACUGCCAUACCUGCCUCGGAUCCUCGGCCGCAAGAUCGGUUCCUUCCCCGUGACUGUGGAUCACUUCAUGAACUGCGCCCUCGCCACGCUAGCCAAGGACAUGCCCCUGGAGGAAGUGAUCAAGGUCGUGUUCUCCACAGAUGUGACCCAGUACCCCCUGGUGGAGACUACAGAGUCUCAGAUCCUAGUAGGCAUUGUAAAAAGGACCCACUUGGUGCAAGCCCUUCAGACUGAGUCAGCUUCGUGGGCUCCAGGCCAGCAGACCUGUCUCCAGGACAUCUUGGUUAGUGGCUGCCCCACCCAGCCAGUGACACUGCAGCUGUCCCCAGAGACCUCCCUGCAUGAGGCACACAACCUCUUUGAGCUGCUGAACCUUCAGUUGCUGUUCGUGACGUCUCAGGGCAGAGCUGUGGGCUCCGUGUCCUGGGUGGAGCUGAAGAAAGCAAUUUCAACCCUGACCAACCCGCCCACCCCCAAGUGAGUCAGCGUGGGGGUCGGCAGCCUGGCGUCCAGGGGCUCAGCGGCGCACAGUUCAGUUUCUUGGCUCAGCAAGGCAUCUCUGCUCAGCCGAGAAGAGAAUCAUCCCCCAUUAACCUCUCCCUAUCCUGGAGGACCUGAGAGUAAAUGAAGACAGUACAUACUGUCACCAACGGGGUUGCAUGCGCCUUCUGGGGUCUGCUGACAACCAAGAGCUCCCGAGAAAAAUAAAACUGAUGUACA
Messenger RNA from Psammomys obesus (fat sand rat), 2303 nucleotides. RefSeq names its product chloride channel protein ClC-Kb. Gene Ontology annotation, cellular component: membrane. The transcript has 19 exons. Gene Ontology annotation, biological process: chloride transport; transmembrane transport. The record is from RefSeq and is a predicted model, not a curated record. The coding region runs from base 1 to 2064 and encodes 687 amino acids. Gene Ontology annotation, molecular function: voltage-gated chloride channel activity. Lineage: Eukaryota; Metazoa; Chordata; Mammalia; Rodentia; Muridae.